AUGAGCCACUCGGAGGGGGCCGCGGAGGUGGAGGUGACCGACGAGGCGGCGGGCGGGGAGGUGAACGAGUCGCAGCGGGCCGUGGGCCCCGCGGGCGGCGAGGCGGUGCAGCGGUACAGCAAGGAGAAGAGGGAUGCUAUCUCGCUGGCCAUCAAGGACAUCAAGGAGGCCAUCGAGGAGGUGAAAACCAGGACCAUCCGUUCGCCUUACACCCCCGACGAGCCCAAAGAGCCCAUCUGGGUCAUGCGCCAGGACAUUAGCCCCACCAGAGAUUGCGAUGACCAGAGGCCUGGGGAAGGAGAUUCUCCCUCUCCAGGCAGCUCCUCGCCCCUGGGCGCAGAGUCUUCAAGUACACCCCUUCAUCCCAGUGACCCCGCGGAAGCCUCCACCAACAAAGAGUCAAGAAAAAGCUUGGCUUCAUUCCCAACCUAUGUUGAAGUUCCCGGACCUUGUGACCCCGAAGACUUAAUCGAUGGAAUCAUUUUUGCUGCCAAUUAUCUUGGCUCCACCCAGCUCCUCUCCGACAAAACUCCCUCCAAAAACGUGCGCAUGAUGCAGGCCCAGGAAGCAGUGAGCAGGAUCAAGGCUCCUGAAGGCGAAUCUCAGCCAAUGACCGAAGUGGAUCUCUUCAUUUCUACGCAGAGAAUCAAAGUAUUGAAUGCUGACACACAGGAGACGAUGAUGGACCACCCUCUGAGGACUAUUUCCUACAUCGCAGACAUCGGGAACAUUGUCGUGCUGAUGGCCCGCAGGCGGAUGCCACGCUCCAACUCCCAGGAGAACGUGGAAGCCUCGCACCCGUCCCAGGAUGGAAAAAGGCAAUACAAGAUGAUCUGCCACGUCUUUGAGUCUGAGGAUGCCCAGCUGAUCGCACAGUCCAUAGGGCAGGCAUUCAGCGUGGCAUACCAGGAAUUCCUCAGGGCCAAUGGGAUCAACCCUGAGGACCUCAGCCAGAAGGAGUAUAGUGACCUGCUCAACACCCAGGACAUGUACAAUGACGACCUGAUCCACUUCUCCAAGUCGGAAAACUGCAAAGAUGUCUUCAUAGAGAAGCAGAAAGGAGAAAUCCUAGGUGUGGUGAUCGUGGAGUCUGGCUGGGGUUCCAUCCUGCCAACUGUGAUCAUAGCCAACAUGAUGCAUGGAGGGCCUGCAGAGAAGUCGGGGAAGCUGAACAUCGGGGACCAGAUCAUGUCCAUCAACGGCACCAGCCUGGUGGGCCUGCCUCUCUCCACCUGCCAGAGCAUCAUUAAGGGAUUGAAGAACCAGGCCCGGGUGAAGCUUAAUAUUGUGAGGUGUCCUCCAGUGACCACUGUGCUGAUCAGGAGACCUGACCUUCGCUACCAGCUGGGUUUCAGCGUCCAGAAUGGAAUUAUCUGCAGCCUCAUGCGAGGGGGAAUAGCCGAGAGAGGAGGCGUCCGAGUGGGACAUCGGAUCAUUGAAAUCAACGGGCAGAGUGUGGUCGCCACCCCACACGAGAAGAUCGUCCACAUCCUCUCCAAUGCUGUGGGGGAGAUUCACAUGAAGACGAUGCCGGCUGCCAUGUACAGGCUGCUGACGGCCCAGGAGCAGCCCGUGUACAUCUGAGGCCGUGCCGCCGCCCGGCGCAUGCAUGGAGGACUCUCCUCGCUCGUGGUUGUGUUUCUCGUGCUGCAUCUGUGUGCCCACUGAGACUUUCCCUCUCGUGCCCAGCAUUCAGUC
This is a messenger RNA of Miniopterus natalensis, 1698 nucleotides long. NCBI's taxonomy places the organism in Eukaryota, Metazoa, Chordata, Mammalia, Chiroptera, Miniopteridae. The record is from RefSeq and is a predicted model, not a curated record.